CUCUCCCGGCUGCCUGCCACUGUGAUCUUAGGGAAAGCAUCCUUCAAGGUCCUCUGCUAGAACAUGAGUGACCAGCAGGAAAGGGAGACAGAAGAGGAUGAAGGAAGCACUUCAGACACAGCACCCAUGAUACCCCGAAGAGGGUCUACUGACUACCAUGUCUCAGUCCUGGUAUGUCCAAGGUGGCCUAUGCUGGUCACCCAAGGCCUCAGGACCCUGUUGUUGCCUGGCCGGACCCUGGUUGGGUUCCUGUUCCAUCUGCUGCUACCAGGGACAGUCUUCCUGCUGGUGUUGCUGCCAGCUGCUGCCAUUGUCUACCUGGGAUUCCUGUGCCAUUCAAGGGUUCAUCCAGCCCCGGGUCCACGAUGCCGAGCGCUGCUCUCAGACCGCGGCUCUGCAACGCUUAUUGUAUUCGGAUUCCUCUCUCUGCCGCCGCUUCUGGUGCUUGCCUCGGCCGCCCGCUCCCUCCUGGUUCGGCGACUACGCCCUAUGCUGCAAAGCCCCGCGGGGACCCCCGAGCCGCCCUGCCCGCCGAGAUGCAGCGAGGAGGGACUGGCGGGCGACCGCCCUGACGAAGAGAAACAACUUUGUGCUUGGGUCUGAUGCCUCAGAGGCAUCUCCGUGUCAA
Molecule: messenger RNA, 628 nt
Organism: Cricetulus griseus (Chinese hamster)
Lineage: Eukaryota; Metazoa; Chordata; Mammalia; Rodentia; Cricetidae
Source: RefSeq, a predicted model, not a curated record